Messenger RNA from Ectocarpus sp. CCAP 1310/34, 786 nucleotides. NCBI's taxonomy places the organism in Eukaryota, Phaeophyceae, Ectocarpales, Ectocarpaceae. The record is from the annotation of a GenBank genome assembly.
GACAAGCUAUUCUCGUUGCGUGACCUUGGAAGUGCCGGUGGGACGUUCGUUCGCCUGGAGUCAGGGGUGUCCACUCUGCUUUAUCCCGGCAUGAUCAUAAUGCUGGGAAGGCACCAACUUGAGGUGAUAGACGUGUCCUCUACCGAUGCUGAAGCAAAGGCGGUUGAAGGUGAUCGUAUUCCCUUCGCUGUGGGGGACAAAGGCAGCAACGCCACGUCGCCUUCCAGCCCCUCAGCGUCGGGGGAUAGCUCGUCGACGGCAGCGCGCGGCAGAGGCAUGGCCUGCAGUAUUGUUGGUGGGAGCGCCGCAAUCGUCAAUAAAGGAUCCACGACGGACGGCGGGGAGCGAGAACUCGUGCACCCGAUCAGAGCACAGCCGGCCAAGUCUUCGUCCUCGAAGGUGGAGCGGGGGCUAUCACCGUUUGUGUUCGACACUCUGAUCGGUAUUGCUUUUCUGAUUUUCUCUAUACAAGAGUUUACCUGUCUCCGGCUGAACGGCCAGCGCACAUGUCUGAACUACGAACACAACGAAGGAAACCCUAAGAUCUCGCCCUCACCCCCGUUGUGGAUUGAACCACGCGCACUCAUGCAGGGAAAACGUUUCUUCGUGGGCAGAGAAGGGGCCACUCUCGGGUGGAAGAACACCAACACGAUCGCCUUCUCCUACGAGUUGGGCGGAACUGUGAUCGGGAUAGAUAAUUUCAUCUCGGGAGUACACGCCAGGAUCGUGUAUGAUGGGGGAAGCGGCUUCUUCCACGUCAUGGACGGCAGCUCUUUCAAGGUUUGA